This is a messenger RNA of Panicum hallii, 2316 nucleotides long. RefSeq names its product chitin elicitor receptor kinase 1. Gene Ontology annotation, biological process: innate immune response; protein phosphorylation. NCBI's taxonomy places the organism in Eukaryota, Viridiplantae, Streptophyta, Magnoliopsida, Poales, Poaceae. The coding region runs from base 71 to 1936 and encodes 621 amino acids. The record is from RefSeq and is a predicted model, not a curated record. Gene Ontology annotation, molecular function: transmembrane receptor protein kinase activity; ATP binding. The transcript is spliced from 11 exons.
GCUAACCGCCGCGGCUAGGCUAGGGUAUCCCCCCAUCCUCCUCCUCCUCCGCCUCCGCCUCGCCGUCCCCAUGGCGCUGCCCGCCCUCCUCGCGCGCGCCCUCCUCCUCCUCGCCGCGGCGGCGUCGGCGGCGGGGGGCGGCUGCCGCUCCGGCUGCGACCUCGCGCUCGCCUCCUUCCUCAUCGCCCGGAACCAGAACCUCACCUACAUCGCCCAGCUCUUCAGCAUCGACUACCGCUCGCUGGCGCCCUACAACCCGCAGUACCCCAACCUGGACUUCAUCCCCGCCGACGCCAGCGUCAACGUCUCCUUCCCCUGCGGCUGCCACUCGCUCCCCGGCGCGCCCUCCGCCACCUACCUCGCCGGCUCCUUCCCCUACCUGGUCCGCAGCGGCGAGACCUACGAGAGCAUCGCCGGCCACUUCAGCAACCUCACCACCCCCGGCUGGCUCGCCAGCACCAACUCUUACCCCGCCAACAACAUCCCCGACACCGGCGUCAGGGUGAACGUCACCGUCAACUGCUCCUGCGGGGACCCGGGGAUCUCCACGGCCUACGGGCUCUUCCUCACCUACCCGCUCAGGGACGGCCAGACGCUCGCCUCCGUCGCCGCCAACUACAGCUUCUCCUCGCCGGCGCAGAUGGACCUGCUUAGGCAGUAUAACCCCGGCAUGGCCACCAACACAAGCGGGCUCGUUUUCAUCCCCGUCAAAGAUGCCAAUGGAAGUUACCAUCCUUUAUCAUCACCAGGAAAAGGAGGUUCUGUAGGACCUAUAGUUGGAGGAGUUGUUGGUGGUGUUUCUGCACUGCUACUGGGUAUCUUUUUAUACGUCAUGUUCUAUAGGCGAAGAAAGGCGAAAAAGGCUGCCCUUCUUCCAUCAUCUGAAGAUUCUACCCAACUUGCUGCUACUGCAUCCAUGGAUAAAGUUGCACUGUCAAGCAGUCAAGCUGAUAGUGCCUCAGGAGUGCCAGGAAUUACUGUUGACAAAUCAGUAGAGUUCUCGUAUGAAGAACUUUUCAAUGCCACAGAGGGAUUUAGCAUGAGUAAUAAAAUUGGGCAGGGUGGUUUUGGUGCAGUCUAUUAUGCUGAGCUCAGAGGCGAGAAAGCUGCCAUAAAGAAAAUGGAUAUGCAGGCUACUAAUGAGUUCCUUGCUGAGUUAAAGGUUUUGACACAUGUUCAUCAUCUGAAUCUGGUGCGUUUGAUUGGUUAUUGCACUGAGAGUUCUUUGUUCCUUGUCUAUGAGUAUAUCGAGAAUGGGAACUUAAGCCAGCAUUUGCGUGGAUCUGGUUAUGAGCCUCUGUCUUGGGCUGCCAGGAUUCAAAUUGCCUUAGAUUCAGCAAGAGGUCUUGAGUACAUUCAUGAACAUACUGUCCCAGUAUAUAUACAUCGGGAUAUCAAGUCAGCAAACAUCUUGAUAGACAAAAACUACCGUGCAAAGGUUGCAGAUUUUGGUUUAACAAAACUUACAGAAGUUGGUAAUACAUCACUGCCCACACGUGGAAUUGUUGGUACAUUUGGUUACAUGCCUCCAGAAUAUGCUCGAUAUGGUGAUGUAUCUCCUAAGGUCGAUGUGUAUGCCUUUGGCGUUGUUCUUUAUGAACUUAUUUCGGCCAAAGAAGCUAUUGUCAGAUCAACUGAGUCUGGUAGCGAUUCAAAGGGUUUGGUUUAUCUGUUUGAAGAAGCUCUCAACACAACCAAUCCAAAGGAAGGCCUCCAGAGACUGAUUGAUCCGGCUCUAGGCGAGGAUUACCCCAUGGACUCCAUUCUCAAGUUGACAAUGCUGGCAAGGGCGUGCACGCAGGAAGACCCCAAGUCAAGGCCCACAAUGAGGUCCAUCGUCGUCGCGCUGAUGACGCUGUCAUCCACGAGCGAGUUGUGGGACAUGAAUGCGGUCCAGGAGAACGAAGGCCUGGUGAACCUCAUGUCCGGGAGAUGACUGCCCCUCUUGUAAUAUAUUGUUAGCCUGCCUGCCCCUGGUAACUGUACAUUAGGGUUCAUUUGUGCUGUUGUGCCGGCAAGAAAGGAGGACAGCAUGUUCAGCAGAGCACCACUGUAGGUAUUCACAUGCGAUUUCUUCUGUUGGUCUUAGGGUUUUGUCUCGUGUUGGUUCCUUCCUUCUUGUUCUUCUCGGAGAGCCGUGUGAGUUUUUUUAGAUAAAGGAAUAUUUUAAUAUUCCGUCCUCUACAUCACAUCACAGUAUGAAGUAUCCAGCCGUGUGAGUUACUCGAGUGUAGAACGCCUGAGUUACCUGUAAGGUUUCUGAUUUUACACGGGAAUGCAAAUAAAUGAUCCUCUGUAGAUAGAUAGUCGCUGUUA